Messenger RNA from Saprolegnia diclina VS20, 1806 nucleotides. RefSeq lists its product as hypothetical. The transcript is spliced from 4 exons. Bases 17 to 1627 code for a protein of 536 amino acids. Gene Ontology annotation, biological process: mRNA splicing, via spliceosome. The record is from RefSeq and is a predicted model, not a curated record. Lineage: Eukaryota; Oomycota; Saprolegniomycetes; Saprolegniales; Saprolegniaceae. Gene Ontology annotation, molecular function: U2 snRNA binding.
CUUGUGAGAACAUACGAUGGACCAGCCGAUGCAUGCCAGCAUGGCCUUGGAGCUCAUGUUGCUUGCGACCGUUGGUAUCUCGUUGCGCCGCGACACAGCGGGCCACUCUCCGACGAUCGCGAAGAGCACUCCCCCCGCCAAUGCUGACGACGCGGUCGAGGAUUUUCGCGAGUGCCAACGAGAGUUCGCAGCAUUUGAUGUGCGCCUCGCCAACGCCUCCAAGGCGACUGAGGCGCCACCGCCAGCGCAGGCCCCAGAGAUUGUGCCCAUCUUACUCACGGCGUCCGACUCUAAGGCGGCGCUCGACCCCAAAACACGACUGUCAACGUCCGAAAAAACAAACAAGUCGCGCCCUGUGACCGUCCAAGGAAGCGGUCGACGCGAUGAGCGCGUGAUGACACCGUCAAGCUCUGGGUCGCGUCUGCCGUCUCCGUCAAAAAAAGAAGCGGCGGCGGCGGCCGCUGCGGCAGCGGCGUUGGCCGAGGCAGCAGCAGCGCAAGCAGCAGCGGCCGCCGCUGCUGUGGCGAAAGAAGAAGAGGAAGAGGAGCUUGGGUACCUUCGAUGCACGCUAAGCGACACGUACUCCGACUUGGAGGCGUGUUCACUUGACUGGUGCAACGAACUGUCGGAGAUCUUGGCCGUGGGCCAUGAUCCGAGCAAGGUCGUCCGUGCUGUACGCACCCUACGCCUCACCAAACUUGGGAUCGAGGCGAUUGAUGGUAACUUUGCCCGGCGACUCCAGUAUCUGGAGCGCAUCGACUUGAGCGACAACAACCUCUCUCUCCUCGAGCACCUGCCGGCGUCCAUUCUCGAAGUCGACGCGUACAACAAUGCGCUUUCGGACGUGCGUUUGGUCUGUCCACAGCUUGUACACCUGGGCUUGGGACUCAACGCUUUUGGCGUGUGUCCCGCCUUGCCAACCUCGUUGCUAUCGCUGGACCUCUCCUUUAACAAGCUCGUCGCGCUCGACGUGCUCGUAAACGCGCUUCAAGACCUUCCGCAUUUGCGCCACGUCUUUCUUGUCGGGAAUCCCAUCACUCUUUGUCGCGGGUACCGCCAUGCGCUCCUUACGCAACUGCCGACGCUCGAGGUAGUGGAUGAUAUUGCGAUUCGGGACAAAGAGCGAGAGGCCACCAAGAACGUCGACUUGAGUGAGGAGCAUUCGGUCGACCUCACGGCAGCCGUGACCGUGCUGGGUCUUCCAGAGCCAACCGACGCUGGCCCCAAGUUUGCUGUCACAGUCGAGAUCGCAUCGGGUUUGCUACACGAGACCCUUGCGGAAGUCGCAGUCAACGGCAACUGCCGCGGGUACGAGAUGGCGCGGCGCUCUUUGGCUCCGUCCGUGGCACUGCGCGACUGCCUGAAGUUUCAAGGGCUCGUCGUGAAAGUUAGCGAAGUGCGACCAGGGCUGGGCAAUGCAGCAGAAACCAAGACAUCAAUCCUGUGGCUUUCGAUGAUCGUCGACGUCGCGGCUUUCCUCAAGCCGGCAUCGAUUGAGCAGGCGCUGGGCGAGAUUAGCGUCGCCAAGGCUAUCCAGAUGAACGUUGUAUCGCCCGACGUCGCUGGCGCCGGCGGUGACUAUCAGCUGCAUGUCAAGCUCACGCUCAAUGAGCGCAAAACCAAAUGAUGCGGUGGUUUGUCCCAAAAUUCACGUUUCACACCAUGGUGCACGAGGGUUGAGUCAGCGUUUGACCAAGAUGACGUUAACGUUUUUCACGUGAAUAAACCACACCAACACGUUUUCCACAGGCUGGGCUUAUUUGGCCGAUUAAAUAUCUCCAGAUGAAAUACAAAUUCAAAGAGUGA